CUUCUUCUCUCUCUCACCGCGGAGCUCGAGAAGUGAAUUAAGAACAAAUUACAGGAGAAUUAAAUGAAACUCAAAAAAUGGCACUAAUGGCAACAACACGAACCAAGCUCUAUAGGCUCUUAACCCGGACUCUAAGGCCGGGGUGCAGCGCCUUAAAUGGCUGGAUUCGGCCAGACCCAUUUUACUGCAGCUUCUCUUCAGCUUCAUCUGCUGCUGCUAUGGCGCCUCAAAGAGAGGCUAUGGGAUUUGAAGUACUGGGAGUGAAAGACUAUGAGGAUUACAGGCGGUCUCUUUAUGGAGAGAUCACUCACAAGGCUCUUCUUGUCGACGCUGUUGGCACUCUCCUUGCUCCCUCUCAGCCCAUGGCGCAGAUAUAUAGAGAGAUAGGGGAGAAAUAUGGGGUGGAGUACUCAGAAAUUGAGAUAUUGAACAGAUACAGAAGGGCUUAUGCUCAGCCUUGGGGUAGAUCUCGUCUCAGAUAUGUGAAUGAUGGGAGACCCUUCUGGCAAUAUAUAGUCAGUUCUUCCACUGGCUGCUCAGAUUCUCAGUACUUUGAAGAACUUUAUAACUACUAUACCACUGACAAGGCUUGGCAUCUCUGUGAUCCUGAGGCUGAGAAAGUAUUUAAGGCUCUUAGAAAAGCUGGUGUAAAAGUGGCUGUUGUAUCAAAUUUUGACACUCGGUUAAGACCUGUCUUGAGGGCACUGAAUUGUGAUCAUUGGUUCGAUGCUGUGGCAGUGUCAGCUGAAGUUGAAGCAGAGAAACCAAAUCCAACAAUAUUUCUAAAAGCCUGUGACCUGUUGGGCAUAAAGCCUGAGGAUGCUGUACAUGUAGGUGAUGACCGUAGGAAUGAUAUAUGGGGUGCCAGAGAUGCAGGCUGUGAUGCUUGGCUCUGGGGAAGUGAUGUUUUCUCAUUUAAAGAGAAUUUGAUUUGGUCUGAGUACCUUGAAAGUUUACAUGACCCACCAGUUCUGCUGAUGCAGGUUGCUCGAAGGAUAGGAGUCCAGAUCUAGAGAAUCGCCCGUUAUGUUACAACUUGGACAUAGGUCCAGAGGAUCUUCCUUUAUGUACAACUUGGACGUUGUUUCAUACGUACAGGUUCUUCUAGAUUGUUCUUGGAGGUUUUGUACAUAGUCUGUUGUAGCGUGUAAAAGAGAGAUGUUAGGCUAUACAUGAGGUGGGGAUUACAGACAGUUUAUCUUCUCUGGCAUUGCAAAUAGUUGAAAACUUUUACUUCAAAGUCCUGUUCGUUAUUCAUCA
This is a messenger RNA of Theobroma umbraticum, 1260 nucleotides long. Its product is annotated as Haloacid dehalogenase-like hydrolase (HAD) superfamily protein. The record is from RefSeq and is a predicted model, not a curated record. Lineage: Eukaryota; Viridiplantae; Streptophyta; Magnoliopsida; Malvales; Malvaceae.